AGCUCUGUUAGUCUGGUCAUUGGGUUCUUGGUCACCUGCCUACUUCCAUAGACCUAUGCCUCGACAUAAUUCUUUCUACGGAGACUGAUUUCUGUGCUCAAUUCUGAGUGUCAUGGAAAAGGCUCUGAAUGAUUAUUGAUAGAGAUGAGCUGCUACCUCCAACCUAAAUGCUUCCCAUCAACCCAAAGAGUGACUUGGUGUAGGAAUACCAUGCCAAAAUCGGAACUAGAAGUCUAAACUAGUGCUUGAAUCGGAAACAGCAUCCAAGCGUUCUUUCAAUCCUCAAUAAUCAACUGAAAGACUGGUACUUGAAAGAAUUGAAAGAACACUCCAUAGCAACCACAUCACGUAACUCUUCAGUAACUGUCUUCAGAAGUAUUAUCAUAAAUGGCUCCCACAAACAUGGAAGCUGCGGACAUUGUUGUUGUGGCACUGUACUUUGUCCUGGUUCUUGCCAUUGGCUUCUACGCCAUGUGGAAAACCAACCAGAGCACAGUGAGUGGUUACUUCCUGGCCAGUCGCUCAAUGAACUGGGGUAUGAUUGGGGCUUCUCUGUUUGUCAGCAACAUUGGCAGCGAGCAUUUCAUAGGCCUUGCUGGAUCGGGGGCCACCAGUGGGUUAGCAGUUGCUGCUUGGGAGUUGAAUGCCCUUCUGCUUCUCCAGCUCCUGGGCUGGUUGUUCGUUCCUGUCUACAUCCACGCUGGCGUCUACACCACACCGGAGUACCUGGCCAAGCGCUUUGGUGGCCAGCGGCUCAAAGUCUACUAUGGCGCUCUAUCUCUGCUACUGUACAUCUUCACCAAGCUCUCCGUGGACCUUUACUCUGGAGCACUCUUCAUCCAGGAGUCACUGGGCUGGAACCUAUAUAUGUCUAUCAUCCUACUCAUUGGCAUGACUGCUCUGCUGACUGUUACUGGUGGCCUGGUCGCGGUCAUCUACACAGACACCCUCCAGGCUUUCCUGAUGAUUGGCGGGGCGCUGUGUCUGACCGCCAUCAGCCUGGUCAAAGUCGGCGGCCUGGAAGGGGUGCGGACCAAGUACAUGGAGGCCCGACCGAACAUCACGGCGAUAUUAGCGUCCUCCAACUUCUCCUACGUCCCCUCCUGCCAAGUGGAGCCCAAGCCUGAUUCUUUCCGAAUCCUCAGGAGCCCGUGGGACCAGGACCUUCCCUGGCCUGGCUUCCUCGUGGGCCAGACACCUGCCUCCAUCUGGUACUGGUGCACCGACCAGGUCAUCGUACAGCGGGUGCUAGCUGCGCGAAACAUCUCCCAUGCCAAAGGCUCCACGCUCAUGGCUGGCUUCCUGAAGAUCCUACCGAUGUUCAUCAUCGUCAUUCCCGGGAUGAUCUCCCGCAUACUGUUUGCAGAUCAGGUGGCGUGUAUUAGCCCGGAACACUGCUUGGAGGUGUGUGGAUCCGGGGCUGGGUGUUCUAAUGUAGCCUACCCUCGCCUGGUGAUGUUUGUCAUGCCAGUUGGUUUGCGUGGCUUAAUGAUGGCAGUGAUGAUCGCGGCACUUAUGAGCGACCUGGACUCCAUUUUCAACUCUGCCAGUACCAUCUUCACCUUGGACAUUUACAAAAUGGCGCGCAGGCAAGCGUCGUCGAGGGAGCUGAUGGUGGUGGGGCGUCUAUUUGUGGUGUUCAUGGUAGUCAUCAGCAUCGCCUGGGUUCCUGUCAUUAUCAAGAUGCAGGGAGGGCAAAUGUUCUACUAUAUCCAGGAAGUGUCCGACUACCUGACCCCGCCCAUCGCAGCCCUCUUCCUUUUAGGUGUCCUAUGGCGACGCUGCAAUGAGAUGGGUGCAUUCUGGGGCAGCAUGGUGGGGUUUGCUUUGGGUGCCACAAGGCUGGUGUUGGCACUAGUCUAUAGAGAGCCCCAUUGCGACGAGCCAGACGAGAGGCCAUCCUUUAUCAAGGAUGUCCAUUUCAUGUACGUGGCAGCUGUGCUGUUCUGGAUCUCAGGACUGGUGGCGGUAGUGGUUAGCCUUCUCACCCCACCGCCAAGCACAGAGCAGGUCCGCACCACCACCUACUGGGGGCUAUGCCAAAGAAAUGCAACCCCAACCCUAGAGAGAGAAGAGAUGAGCCAGUUAAACUCCCAAACUCAGGCCCAUGUCAAUGGAAACGGCUGCAUGGACAAAGAGACGGCCAACAACCUUCACAACGUUGUUAAUGGGGUGGAGGCUUUGUCUGGUAUUGACACUCCAUCUCCUCACCAAAAUGGUGGCCAUCCAAUAGUCUGCUGUGGAGGAGGAGGGACGGGAGGGAGGUCAAUGAGGGUUCUAAAGUGGUUCUGUGGGUUUAAGGAGUCAGCUAACACUCGUCCCAGGUCAGCCCAAGAGGAAGAGAGGCUAAUGAAGGAGAUGCUCCAGGAGACCCCUCAAACCAGAGUCAUCCUCAACAUGGGCCUGGUUCUAGUCUGCUCUGUGGGUGUCUUCCUCUUGAUCUUUUUCUCUGUGUAAGAGUGGAUCUUUGUAACAUGCAGUGUACAGUAUACAUAAUACAUAUAUAUGUAAUAUAUCUACAUGUGACAUCUAUCGAAGUGUUUCUUAACCCCAGUGCAGUCAUAAAAUAAUGCUCAUAACUCCCUUUUUGAGUAUAGGCAAAGAAAUGUAUUUAAUUUCACCCUGAUAUCAUGGAUGGUAGAUGGACAAAUUGCAUCAUUUCACAGGGCUGUUUAGAUUAUACUGUAGUACACUCAUGACUUAUCAGCUUUGAUAGGUCUGUAAACUGAAAGAUCAUGAAAUUGGAGCUAGGGAAGAAAUUUGAUAUAUACAGG
Molecule: messenger RNA, 2774 nt
Organism: Esox lucius (northern pike)
Lineage: Eukaryota; Metazoa; Chordata; Actinopteri; Esociformes; Esocidae
Product: sodium/myo-inositol cotransporter
Exons: 2
Coding region: 388-2457 (689 amino acids)
Biological process (GO): inositol metabolic process; transmembrane transport; myo-inositol transport
Cellular component (GO): plasma membrane
Molecular function (GO): D-glucose:sodium symporter activity
Source: RefSeq, a predicted model, not a curated record